Thermothelomyces thermophilus ATCC 42464 is the source of this 27679-nucleotide messenger RNA. RefSeq lists its product as uncharacterized. The transcript is spliced from 8 exons. NCBI's taxonomy places the organism in Eukaryota, Fungi, Ascomycota, Sordariomycetes, Sordariales, Chaetomiaceae. The record is from RefSeq and is a predicted model, not a curated record. Bases 101 to 27523 code for a protein of 9140 amino acids.
GGCCGCGAAAGCACACGAAUUCCCAUAUUACCGCCCGAAAUACCAAAUGAGCGGUCCGUGAAGGAAUAUCCGAAGGUUGUCGUUGAGCCCGUCCAACAUCAUGCGGGAGCACCGUCGCCGCAGUCCGGAAAGCACCCGCAGGCGGCGCGCCGAGCGUCGGCGGUCGAGGGAGCAGCUCGCCGCCGCCGCCGCCGCCGCCCUUGCCGAACGCGCCCCGGUGUCUUCGCGUUCGCACCGGCGCGCCCGUGCCGAUUCGAGCUCGUCGUCGACGUCGUCUACCUCGUCGACCUCAUCCUCGUUGAUGAACAUCUCGCGAAAGAGCCGCUUCGGCAUCCGCUCCUUCUUUGCCUCCUCCUCGGUGAAGAAGGUUAAGAAGCGCCGCUCCUUCCGCAGGAAGAACACAUCGUCGUCCUCGGUUGACAGCGACUUGGCCUAUGGCACAGGCUACAUCUCCAGAUCCUCCUUCGAGAGGCAACAGGCCAAGUACCAGCAGCGCCUCCAAAACCAACACCAACACCAACAUCAGCACCAGCACCAGCACCAACACCAACACCAGCCCCCUUACCAUGCUCAGCAAGACCCCCAGCCCUCCCAGCAUUCGCAUUCCCAUCCCCCCCACCACUCGCAGCACCCCCAGCAUGGCCCAUACCCUUCGCAGCCCGGAGCAUCACCAUCCCACCACCCCCCGGAGCAGGACCCGUUGUUCGGACCCGAUGGCCGGCCGGCGCUGCACAGGGCCCAGACAGACGAGGAGAUUCUCGCCUUGGGCCGCAGGCUCUCGGACCUGGCGCGCGCUCAGAACCUCCGGGAUCUCGAACGCGCCGGCAAGAAGCGCCCGUCCCGCUUGGUAGCCGGGGCGGCGGCGCUGUCCGAGUUCAACCGACAGGGUUCCCACGGCCAUGCUUCCAGGGGCCUUAGCUCCUCCAAGCCGCACGCUCGCCACGAGGAAUCCGACACAGAGUGGGAGUCCGCUUCCGAUUCCGACUCCGACUCGGAAUCCUCGAGCGAUGUCGAUUCCAACCUGGUCUAUGGGCCCACGCCCAAGUUCUCGGACCCCAGCCUGCCUAUCGACGACCGGUCGCAAAGCCGGCCGACCAAGGCGCCAGUCAUUAUCUCCCAGCCGCCUCCCGAGUCCAUCCGCCCCCCGCACCGCAAGAGCUCCGCUGUCGACCCAGCCAUGUUCGGCCCUGUCAACUCCCUUCGCGGCUACGUCGACACUCCGUGUGGUUUCCGUCCUGGGGAUUACCCGCCUCCUUCGCACAGCCAGACGGACCUCCGAGCGCCCCCGUAUGAGCCGAUCCCUCAAUCAGAGAGUGCAUCCAUCGAGGCCAGGCCGAUGCGGAAUGUGUACCCCGUCCCGACCACCGACGCUGCUCGCUUCGAAGCGGCCCCCAGCUCCUCGGGCGUGUCCGUCCCCUUGGCCGGUCCCGCGGCGCCCUCCACGCCGACUCGCCGGGACAAAACCGGGGAGCGAGAUGACGAUGGCGCCCUGUACUCUAACCGCUCCGAACCUGUCCCGAUCCAGGCGCCCAAGCCGAGGGUGCCCGUGUCACCCCGCGUGCUGGAGGAUCGCCGAGCCGCGGUGGAGCGGGAGCAGCAGGCCCAGCAGGGCAGUCCCCGCGAGCGCCGGUCGAAGAGGGCGCGUGACUCGGACCGGAGGAGCGCCGUGGAGACUGUCGUUUCCGGCGCGCUGUCUGCUGUCGUCGGUGCCGCUGCCGGAGCGGCCCUGGCCGGCGUUGUUGAGGACAGGAGGGACAAGAGACGGGACGAGCGCGACUUUGACAGACGGGAUGAGAGGCGCGGCUGUGACGAUCGACAUGCCCGCCCGGCUCCUGACUGGAGGAGUGUUGCCGAUACGGCCCCCGUCGUCCCCCCAUCGCCCGCUGCCUCCGCCACCUCGAAUGCCAUCGGUCAGCGCGAGCUCGAUGAACUCCGCGCCAAGGAAGCCAGCUUGCGCGAAGAACGCCUGCGCUAUGAGCGCGAAGCGCAGCGCCACCGCGAAGCCCGCGAGCGCCUCGAGGCCGAAGAGCGCCGCCGCCAGGAGGAGCUGGAGGGGCGUCGUCGACAGGAGGAGUUGGACGCGCGCCGACUUCGCGAUAAUCCCGAGCUUGCCGACAUGUAUGAGCGCCGUGUGCGCGAAGCCCGCGAGAUCCGCUACAAGGAGGAGCGCCGGAGCCGGGAUGAGCAGCGCGCCGCCCGAUCGGAGCAUGAGCGGAUGGCCAGGAGCGCCGAGAAGAAGCGCGACCGCGAGGAGAAGCGCAAGCUCGAGUCCGCCGACUACCAGGAGGAGCGUAGCCGCGAGCGCGAGGAGCGUCGUCGCUUGAAGGGCAAAGACGUCGUUGCCGCGGUCGACGACGACGAACGUGGCCGCAGCCACGCGUCUAGCAAAGAGGUAGUGCCACCCCCCGGUCCUGAGGAGAGAAAGCCGGGAGGGCUGGAGCCUGAGGCGGCCAAGCCUAGCCGCGAACAGAGACGUGCGGAGCGCGAGAAGACCCGCCGCAUGCUCGAGGAGAUUCAGCGGCAAAUCGAGCUCGAGAAGAAGCGGCUCGCCGAGCUGGACGCGGGCAGAGAGCCGCCCCCGGCGACUGAGCGUGCUGAACCUGGUCCUUCGACCAGCCGGAACGAUGGGGUUGACCCAUUCCAAUACCAGGUGGCGGACGACGCCUUCCCAACUCCUGCAUACAGCCCCCCCCAGAGGUCCAUCACUCCCGUCAUCUACACCGUCGAACGCGAGCCCGAGUGGGCGCGCGAGGAGGCGACGAAGGACGACGAGCCUGAGGAGGAGCGACUGAGCCGGCGCUGUUCGUUUGAACGGGAGCAGAGGGAGGCCCAGGCCAGCGCCAGCGAGACCCGCCACUCCGCGAUUCCGGACGAGGACGGCGCGGUGGAGCGCGCUCGGUCCCGCUCCCGUGAACCCCCGCGGCCCAGGGAUCGAGAACCUGUCAGAGACCCCGUGCAGGAGGAGGCCAACCGACUCUACCGCGAGAGCAGGAUUUCCCAGAGAAUGGCCGAGGAGGAGAUGCGCUCUCACACGCCCUCGCCGACCAGCUCCGUCGUCGAUAAGUACGAAGACACCGAGGACCUCGCCGAGGACCCCAUCGGCCGCAUCGUCACUCCGCCCGAGAUGAAGCGUCCUCCGCCAAAGAGCAAGUAUGACGGCCCAAAUGCUGACGUCCGCAUCGACAACAUCAUCACGCCGCACGACCUGCACAAGUUCCUAGCCCCGCCUGCCGAUGCGUCUGGGCUCGGGCCCGUGAUGAUGCCCGUUUUCAAAUCCCGGGACCCGUCCUGCGAGCGCGAGCGGCCGAUGCUCAACCUUGUUCUCCCCACCCCUAGGACCUCGCCAUCGCUGGAGAAGAUGAAGGCUAGGCAGGCGGCAGCCCAAGCCGCUGCCGACGACGCCCCGUCCGAGGACGAGAAGAGGACGGAGGAGCGCAAGCCCCACGUCAUCAUCGACCGCCAUGGCCAGGUGGUGGAAGUCCCCGAGGACUACGCCACCGGGCGAGCCGUGGAGACCGACAGCCGCGAUUCAUCUCAGGAGCGCCCCGCGAUCAGGUUCAAGUUCGCUGGCAGGAAGAAGAGCGCUUGGGGGAGCCUGAUUGCUGCCGCCGUCGCGGCUGCCGCUGUCAAGUCGAAGGGGAAGAAGCCGGGUGAUGCGGAAAAGGCCGUCGAGGACAAGGGCAGCGAUGCCGCAGAAGCGGAUAAAGAUAAGCCGCGGGAUGCGGAGCCCGUGUCCGAGCGAAAGCCCGAGGAGACCGCUGCUCCAGAGGCGCAUCCGUCGGCCGAAGCGGUGCCGGAAUCAGCAGCCCCGGCUGCGGUCCCGGAGCCGGCGCAGGUAGUACCCGACGAAGCCUUGCCGGACACGCAGCCCGAGCCAGCGGCCCCCAAUGUCUCGCAGGAACCGUCCACCCCUCCUCGCUGGUCACGGGUCCCCUACGAAUUUGACGACGAGCCCCCUCAGGUCGGCCCGAAACCCUCUAGCCCUCACUCUUCGUCCCAGAUGCCGGGCUCCUUCGAAGAGGACAUUGAAUUUACCGCCACCCUCGCUGCCGGCCUACAGAGCUCGGGGUUUAACCCUGACAUCGUGAUUCAGGAUCCCACUUACCGCAGGCGAGACUCCCCUCCUGGGUCGGACGAGCCCCGGUAUGUGCCUCCGUCCUGCGAGACGGUGACAGAUCUCGGCAUGGAGUCCUCGCACCAGGACGGUACCGCUGGGGGGCCUGACGCGCCCCUCCUCGAACGCGUGGCUCCUGUUGAGGGUUCUUCUGCCGCUGAACAGAGCGAGAAGCCCGGGGGCGAGGACGACGACACAGCGCCCGCGACCGAGGUUGUCGAGCCGAGUGCGGAGGCAUUUGUGGCUGAUGCCGACGACGAGUGGUCAACGAGGAGUCUCACAGAGUCGAAGAAGCCAGAGAGCGACCAUCCCGGCUCUUUCGAUUCGACGACGUACUCUGGCCCGUCCUCCGAGGUGUCGGUGGCGAGCUCGGGCAGCGGGAAAAAGAGGAAAAGCAGCCGCCGCAAGAGCACCAAGGACGCCUACGAAAUACCGGAGCAAGGUGAGCCACCGGAUCGACCCGGCGAUUCUUUUCAGUGGAUCGACCGAGAGGUGAGCUCGGUCGUCUCCGACCCGACCGGCAAGACCAACGGCGGCGGCGGCGGCCACCACGACACCAAAUCCGUCGUGUCGCUCCCUACCAACGGGACCGGCGAGCACCGCGAACAGCCGACCAAGCACAACGGCCAUGGCGAGGAGGAGGAUUCUUUUUUAGGUAAUGCCGGCACCUUUGGCGCAGGUGCCGGCUAUGCGGGAGCCGUAGCAGUCGCCGCCGCUGCUCAGCUUUCCCGCCCAAAUGCCACCCAGGACUCCGUUGAGGAGGAGGAGGUGCAGCCGUUUCGCCGCGCGCGUAGCAUCAGCUACAGCUCGCAGACCGUCGACCCGGAAAUCGUCCAGCGCGAAAUCAAGCCCGCCAUCGACCCCCAGUACGGGGAUCUGCUCCCCUUGCCUCCCAGCGAGCCUGGUUCACCUAAGUUUCUCAACAACCUAAGUGCAGAAGAGCAUUCCUUCCCUUCCCUCCCCGACAGCGACGAGGAGUCGCCGCCGCCGCCGCAUCUCCAGCAGACCCGGCCUCGUCGGGCCACCGUCGCCCACACCCACGCCCGCCGUCGCAGCGCCAUUGAAACGCCCAAAACCCCCAGCCGCACCGCCGUCCCUGUCCAGUUCCGCAUCGGCCGCGGCUCGGUCCCUUCUUCCCCCGUCUUCUUCCGCUUCUCACCCAUGCAUUCCCCCGUCGCACCUGGCAACCCCGAUACUCCGGGUAGCGCCUCUCCCCGCAGGAGCCGCGUCAACCGGCCGACUUCGUGGGAUAGCACGCGAGAUUUCAAGCCUCUCUACCUGCUGGAGAAGACCGCAGCGGGCUCCGCCGCUCAUGGCGCCGCCGGUCCCGCCCAGUCCGAGGAGUAUCCCGAGCUGCCGCCUAGCGAGCCGUCUUCGAGGGAGAGCCCGGGGCCCGAGUUCGCGGAGCGUGAGGAUGAUCUGGAUUACCUUGGUGUCGGGCUCAGGGUCGCCGCCGGUAUGGGGGCGUCCGCGGAGCUGUUGCAGGCGUUGCGCAUCGACACGACCGGAAAGGGCCUCGAUGUCGGUGCCGGCGAGUCCGGGUUUGGGGAGCUGCUGGGUUCGGGGGACACGACGCCCAGGGCGGCCGUUCCGCCUCCGCAUAAGUUUGACGCUCCUCCAAGGGAGUUGUCGACCGAGGGCGAGAACGUACACCCCACGGAGGAGCAGCAGCAGCAACAACAGCAACAACUUGUGAAGGAGCUGGAGACGUUGCCUCCGCUGCCAGAUAGCCCCGCCGAUUCGCCAACUUGGUCCCCACCAUCCCCGGAUGCCACCGCCCAGGCUCCGGCUGCUGCGCCCGUCUUUGAGAGCUUGGAGAGCUUACCCGCCCUUCCCGAUAGCUCACCGGCAUCGCCUCGUGUUCGGAGUUUGCCUCCGGCCCCUGCCCCUCCCGUGGAUGAUGACGGGGAACCGGAACAUCUGCUCCCUCUUCCUGAGAGCUUUUUGCCGACCUCGCCUCCCCUGGCACCCUUGCCCCCGACAUCUGCGCGGCUGCCGGCCAAUGAAGACCUGGAGAAGCUGCCGGCCCUUCCUGAGAGCCGCUCCUCAUCUCCGGUUAUGGCGCCCCGCGAAAGCAGCCCCGUGUCUCCGAACCUGCCGCCGUUUGGUCUUGCGACCGCAGAGUUCGUGACGGUUGUGGAGUCCGACAAUAACCAGCUGCCGCCCCUCCCAGAGAGCGGUACCAGUUCUCCUCUUCGACCGGCACUCGCCGCCCUUACGGGCUCCGAGCUUGCUGGCGCCGUUGAGCUGGGUGAGAGUCGCACGGCAGAACUCACUUCGGCGGCAACACAAGCAGUCAGUUGGGAGCUAGACGAAUUGCCCCCCCUACCUGAGAGCCAAACUGCCUCCCCUGUUUCAUCAAAAGCCUUUCGCACCCCCACCCAAGUAUCAGCAGACGAUGGAUUGGAGUCCCUACCGCCGCUUCCCCGGAGCCGCCCGCUCUCUCCUGUCCAGGAAGCGCCGACUCCGGUUGUCGAGCCUCUGAUGCGUCCGGCAACAACCCCUGAGCAUGUAGAGGAGCUGCCUGCCGCCCAAGGACCUGGCUUUGGGCACGACCCCAAGAACCUGCCACCGCACCCGGAAAGCCGUCCCAGUUCACCUACCGAGGUAGAGCUAGCACCCAAUGACACCGUUGAGCCUUUGUACCUGCUUGCCCCUGCUGAAUCUCCCAUCGAGAACGCUGCAUCUACACAAGAGCAAGGCCUCGUUGUGGACCUGGAAGGGCUACCUCCUCUUCCAGAGAGUCGACCCAGCUCACCAAUUGAGGAAGAAACUGGUUCACGGGAAGUUGCCGACCUCCAGUCUGCCAUUGAAGAGCCUGUUUCGACGCAAAAUCCUGGCCUUGCGACAGAUUUGGAUGAGCUCCCUCCACUACCCGAAAACCGCCCCGAGUCCCCUGCUCAACGAGACGUGCCCGCCGUUGAAAAUGUCACUUCUCAGCUUGCACCUGUGGCCAGUUCUGAUGAGCGAAAGGCCGAACCAAACUUGGAGGACCUGCCUCCGCUGCCGGAACCCCGUCCUGGCACUCCCGAGCAACCGCCAGCUUCGCAAGCUGCCUUGGAGGAGGGGGCCUCAACGGCGCCGGCUACUACUCAAACGGACAGAGCACCUAUUGUUGAGGUCUUUAGACCCGGAUUUAGCCAGGAAUCUACAAUUCAAGCACGUGAUUUUGCCAUAAUGCCUUCACAGGAUCUUCCCUCCAGCCAAGUCUACCAGCCUCCUUUGACCUACGAAGAACUCAAGGAGAAGGGGUUCCACAAGCGGAUACCAAGUCCUCUUCCCACGGGCAGUAAUGACAAACAGGAAGAUUGGGACCCCGCCGAGAAGAGCAGAUCCAACCUGCUGGGCCCUGCCGCUGCUGCAGUGGCUGCCGCCACGGCGAGCGGUCUGGUCGUGGCACACAUGCGCCACGACGAUUCGACUCCCGGCCCGCAAGGUCUCGACUACGACAGGCUACAGACACCCGGUUACGACAAGGCGGAAAGCGUCUCCUCGUUCAAUGAAGAUGCUUCCACCGUUGCGGCAUCGGAAGCGCCUACUUACUUGUCUGGUUCAACGUUCUACGACGCGCAGCAUGACACCGGGAAACUCGAAGACUCGCCGCCGCGGCCCGGCACUCUCGCCUAUCUCCUGAGCAAGAGAGGCCAGAAGUCUCAGGUGCAGGAGGAUGACUGGUCUGCUGUGGGCUCCUCAUCUCCUUCGAGGAAGGGCAAGACAAGGUCCUUGCUAGAACCCGAGCCCACGAUCGGGGUACAAGACAAGCGGGCCCCGGGAGAGGCAUCAGAUGUGCGUAGUCAAGAGGGCCCAGGCCAAGGGUCAUCAAUCUCUGCUGUUGAAGCGGCCAAAGCGACAGGGCCGUCCGAAUACGAGCCGUUUUCCGGCGCGCGCAAAAGGGGCAAGAAAUUGGGAAGCAGAAAGGAGGUCUCGUGGACCGAGCCUGCGGGAGAAACUCAACAACCGAGCCAUGCCGGUGAGUCUCUGUCCGAGCCCGUGACCUUCCGAUCCACAGUUGAGCCCGGCAUGACUGCGGGCGAACCAAAGCAGCACCCGACCUCCGAGAAGUCGGUCUCGGACCCAGCUGGUUUCACCUACAGGUCGGAUGCUCGGGAGUCAACCCCCACGCUUGGCAAGAGAGGCAAGAAAAAGAAGAGAGACAACGGGCCAGAUGCCAACUUGGAAGGACCCGGCAGCGCGGAUCGCAUUCCAGACCCAGUCCGGGAACCUCACCCGGCUGCAACUCUGCACGAGGUUGCCCGAGGCGCAUCACCACCUCAGCACGUGGGGCCACGCGAGCUGUCGGGAUCAGAAGGAGACUUACCUCGCAGCUGUGACGCUGUGGAAACAAGUCCGGCGGAGCCAGCGGCCGAGGAGGGCCCCGGUUCACGGCCCGCUUCAUCUGCAGCCGCAGAUGCCGAGGCCAAGGAGCAGGGGCAGCGCGAUCGAGGCCUGCAGGAGGCUCACGCCGCACCGGCUGAACCAGCCAAGCCGAAGAAAAGCCUCUGGGGCCCCUCAUUCUCGAUGCUCCCCUCCAUCGCUGGCGGCGUUGGCUCUCUCUUCGGCAGAGGAAAGCGCAAUUCGGCCCAGGCGCAGGCGCAGACUCGAGAUGCCGAGAGGCGGGAAGUCCAGGGCCAGCUGAAGGCCGAGUUGCCUCGUGAUACUGGGUUGCCCACGCAGGAGAAUGACCAAAAGCAACAAUACAACACGGCCGUAGAGUCGAUGGAGAUGCCCAAGCCUCCACUUCGGCCGCCAAGUGUAGGCGAGUCCAACAGCCAGAUUCCCGAUGUGGGGCAUGCAACAGGCGUGCAUGAGCCCCCUGACAGCGACAAAUCAGGGGCCGACACGGCAAGCUGCGCGCCAGACACCGCUGUUUGGAUACCCAACGAGCAUGGCCCAUCCCCUGAGAUCUCCACACCCGGGGCUGUCGACGGGGUGACGCCCUCGGAUGCAGCACGCCUCGAGGCUGUUGUGGUGGACAGCGCCGACCGGCAACGCGGGGGGCCUGAAGGUGAGCAACCAGACAAAAGCGCACCUCGGUCGCCAGGCCAGUCCCAGACCUUUGCGACGUCAGACGAAACCCAGCAUCCAACCGUCGACGACGCUGCCGUCGCCACUGACGCCGGUGACCAACCAACCGAGGCCAUGGGAAAGAAGGGUAAGAAGCAGCAGCAGCAGCAGCGCAAGGACGCGCCCAAGGACACGCCCAAGGGUGAAACAACAACAACAACAACAACACCCCCCCAGGAGUCGACACAGAAGGCGGCCACCCCACCAGCACCAGAGCCGCCAGCUGUCCACGAGGCUGGCCAACAAGAUGUCGUUCCUGGACAACACACCAAUCCGGAGCCUACGGCAUCCACCGAGCCCGGUUCGGUGACUGCCCACCAAGCCGGUGAUGACGAUACAUCCGCCGAGGCUUCUGGCAAGAAGGGAAAGAAGUCCAAAAGCAAGAAAAAGAAGCAGGCUGCGGCUGAGCCCGAGGCCGAUGCGACGGCGGCCCCGGAACCUGCCGUUGCCGAGGCAGCACCGGAGCCUUCCCCUUCCGAGAACCAGGCCCCAGCCGAGAGCAGCGAAGUGGUUGACAGUAGUAGUCCUUCUGUGGAAGCGCCGCAAGACGCUGCCCCGCCUGAACCAGCGCAUGCUAGCAAAAAGAGCAAGAAGAAAAAGAAGAAGCAGGCUGGCCAAGACGGAUCUGAGGCACCCGCCGAAGCCGCCGCAGACCACCAGGGCACCCUUGCACCCGUAGAGGAGCCGGCUCUUGUUGUGGACUCGCCGCCAGUUGAGAAUGCAUCUGCUUCUGCUUCACAGGGAGAUUCUGGCAGUCUUCCGCCCGAGGAAGUCGUGGAACCAAGCAGCACCGGCAGCAAGAAGUCGAAAAAGAAGAAGAAGCGCGGAUCGCAGUCUCCAGAAGAAACAGAGACUCGAGAGAGCCCGGCGCAGGUGCCAUCACCAGAGGCCGCGUCACCAACCACACCUGCAGAUACCCCAGGGGAGCCGGACCUCCAGGCACCGGAGACGACGACUGAGCCUGCAGAGGCGGCCGUUGAGUCAACGGCAGCGGCCGCUGAGCCCGAAGUAGACACUCCAAAGGAUUCAGAAGCGGAGAAGACUGUGUCAUUCAACAUUGACGAGCAACCGACUAGUCUCGGCGACAACACAAUACAGGAGGAUGCUCCAUCGCCAAUCCAGGACGCGAGUGACCCGUCUACAACCGGGCAAGGCAAGAAGGAAAAGAAGAAAAAGCGGCAGAGCGUUAGCUUCGCGGAGCCUCUCGAGGAGCAUCUGGGCUCUGCCAAGCCAAGAGGUGAGGACGACAGUAAGAAUGACAUCAACAACAACAACAACAGGAGCAGGAGCAGCAGCAGCAGCAACGAAAAGACCGAGGACUCGAAGGACUCCAUCUCCGAGCUUUCCACGGUUUCCCCGCAAAGCGGCGACUCUGUUGAUGAGCGGCCCGCGCAACCAGAGACCCAGAUUCCCAGCGCUCAUGAACCUACCGAGCCGCUCGGCUCUCGCUCCCCCGAUCCGUCACCGGAAAAUGAGGCGCUCAGUAAUGUCGUUGGCCAGGAUGCUCAGCAGUCGGCAACAUCAGAUGAGACCCAGGCUGAUACUGAGGUUUCGGAAGAGAAACUUCCAAGCGAGGAAUCAGCCGCGGUCGGUGCCGAAACCAACCCUCCGGCUUCUUCUCCCAAGAAAUCCAAGGAGAGCAAGAAAAAACGCAACAGCCUGUCGGAUCCGGAGACCGGGCCGGCAGCUAUGCAGCAGCAGACCCAGCCGAUUCCCGGUGAGCAAGGUGACAAUGCGGAGCGCGCCCCUGAAGCUGCCGCCCCUGAAGCUGCCGCCCCACCGGAGGCUACCGAGAGCACCACUGAACCACUGCCAAGUGGUGCAGCGAGCGCCGAGCCCGCACCAAUUACAGCCGCUCUAGCCGCCGAGCAGCAGCAACACGAACCACUCGUCGACCGGGAGCCUGACCUUGAGCCUAUUGCGUCUCAAUUACAGGACAACAAGAAAGACGGACUUUCUACGUCUCGGUCCGCUGUUGAUGAGACCCAAUCAUCCGUGCAACAGGACACCGCGGCCCAAUCAAGCGAGGCUUCUGGGGUAAACAUCGCAGCACCACCAUCUCCAAUUGAGACAUCGGAUGAAGCUCAGCCAGGUCAUACCGUGCAUGAACAGCCCUCCUCUUCCUCGGACCCAGAGCCUCAACCCGACUCCGCAUCCCAGGACAUGGCUCGCGAAGAGGAUCGGUCCCCUUACAGCCUCCUCAACAAGACCAAGAGGAAGAGGAAGAAGCCCAAGGCUGACGCAGAACCAUGGCCCAUGGGAUCCCCGGAACUACCCGUGGCUCAGCCACCCGAGAUCCCCCCCUCCUUCGAGAGCCGCGAGUUCGACCGCGUCUUCGGCACACAGCUCAGUACUGUCGAAGAGGUGACCGAGCCGCCGUCCGAGUGUGCCGAGAGCGACGGCCGCUCGCUCAUGUCCAACGAUGACAACAGGUCCGUCCAGCGCCGCAGGUCGGUCGUCUCGGAGUCCUCGCGCACCAUUUCCUCCCUUGGCGGCUCCGAAACCACUGCCGGCGCACUGGCCGAUGAUGAGAGCGGGGAGCCCCGUGCAUAUUCGCUCAAGAGGGCCGCUGCCAAGAGGGAGAAGAAGGACAAGACCGCCAAGAAGAAGCGAAAGAGCUCCGUCUGGGACGAACCCUGGCCGAGCAGUGAGGCGUCGGGUGCCGAGGAGUUCGCCGAGCCGCUUACUGAAGGUGAAGGCGAAGAGAAGGCCAUUGACGAGGCCCAACCUGUGCCGCCCGAGGGCGAGGGCGAGGGCGAGGGCGUCGUCGACGAGGCACAGGUUCCUCCGGUUGAGGGGACCGAAGAGGUGCCGCCAGAUGUGGUUCCUCCUGAGGAGACUCCGGUCGAGAAGGAGAUGCCUCGGGAAGACGGUUCAACAGACGAUGUCCCACCACCAUCAGAUUCAGCCGUGGCGCCCGAGUCCGAGACAGCAGCCGCACAGGAGGAGGCUGCCGAACAAUUGGCUGCCGAACAACCAGAGAAGCCGCCCGCUGACAAUGACGCCGUUCCCGCGGCCCUCACAGAGGAGCAGGAGCCGGCACUGAGAGCUGAAACCUCGCAGCCACCUCAGGAACCCGAGGCGCAAGCCGAGCCCGAAGUCGCUGUUGGCAAGAAGUCCAAGAAGGGCAAGAAGAAGAAGAUGGCGUCUCAGACGCUAGAGUCUAAGCCUGAGCCGGAGUCCGAGUCUAAGCCUGAGCCUGAGCCUGAGCCUGAGCCUGCCAUCCAAGCCGAGGAGGCUGCUGCUGCCAAGGCUGAACCUUCGCCAGCCGAGGACGCCCCGGCGGAGACGAACACCCAGGAACCUUCGCCUAUAAGUGCGGAACAACCCGCCGAACAAGCUGAGCAGGCGGCCGAGCAGCCGGCCGAGCAGGUGGCCGAUGAACCCGCCGUUGAAGCUCCUCCACCCACGAAGAAGUCCAAGAAGGACAAGAAGAAGGCGAAGAAGGCAGCCAAGGAACAGAUCGAGGCCGAAGCCCAGCCGUCAGCCGAGGUCCCUGUCCCCGAGGAGACUGCUCCUGUUCCUGAAGAGCCCGUCCCGGCUGAGGAGUCUGUUCCCGCUCCCGUCGAGGAACCUGCACCGGCUGAAGAGCCCCAAGUCGCUCAGGAGCCAGCACAGCUUGAAGAGCCGCUGCCCACCAACGAACCUGUUCCUACCGAGGAACCCCACGCCGCCGAGGAGCAUGCAGCCGUUCCCCAACCGGAGCAAGAAGCGACUACUCAACCAGAGGAGGAGACCGCCAAGCCGUCUGACGCAGAUGCGCAGGCAGAGGCUCCUGUCCAGCCCGCAGCCGAGCCCGAGGAGGCACCUCUUUCCCGCAAAAAGUCUAAGAAGGACAAGAAAAAGAAGAAGGGAGCAGCUGUGCAGCAGGAUUCCCAGCCCACUUCCGAGGCUCCAGUGUCCGUUGCAGAGGAGCCGACGCCGUUCGCGGGCGAGGCAGCAGCUGCGGCGGAGGAGCCAGCACCGGCCGCCGAGGGGCCAACGCUGGCAGCCGAGGAGUCGCUACCUACUGUGGAGGAGCCAGCACCGAGCUCCGCAGAGCCCACCUCACCCUCACAAGCUGAGGUUCAGGAGCUUGCGCAAGAGGUCUCCGAGCCUGUUGUUGAGACAGCACGGGAAGCACAGCCCGUGGACGUGCCAACCGAAACCCUCGACGCUCCGGCCGAAGAGGCUUCGCCCGCACAGAGCAAGAAGUCGAAGAAGAGCAAGAAGAAAAAGAAGGGCGCGGCCCAUCCAGAGCCAGAGCCGGAGCCUGCCCCAGAGGCUCCCGAAGCACCCGCCAGAGAGCCGGCUUCUCCUCCCUCAGCAGAACUUGAGCCCCCCGCAAAAGAGACACCCGAGGAUACAGCCGAGACAGCUCAAGAAGGUUCCGAACGUACCGCCGAGCCUCCUGCCGAGGCCGCUCAGGAGACACCCGAGCCUGCCGUUGAGACAGCUCAGGAAGCUUCCGAACCUGCCUUGGAACCUAUUGCCGGAGCUGUUCAGGAGACACCCGAGCCUACCGUUGAGCCAGCUCAAGAACCCUCCGAACCCACCGAGGGGCAUGCUGUCGAGGCCGCUGAGGAGACCUCCGCCGUUGGGCCAGCUCAAGAAGCCCCCGAACCUACCGCAGAGGGCCCCGCUGAGGCCGCCCAGGAGACUUCUCCGCCUGCCGCUGAGCCAGCUCAGAAGGAUGAUGCACAACCAGUGGUUGCUCCCGUCGAAGAAGCAGCCGCUGAGCAGGCGCCGACCAAGAAGGGAAAGAAAAAGAAGAAGGGCAAGGGAUCCAAAAACGUGGAAUCUGGGUCUGCCUCUGGUACCGCCACACCGGCUGUAGAAGAACCUGCCGCUGUCACAGAGCCCAAGCCAACAGUCGCUGAUCCUAGUCAAGAGAACACGGAGCAUGAGCCUGCUGCGCCAAAGUCCGUGCAGGAGGAGCCUACGGCAACAUCUGACGUGGUUCAGGAGUCCACGGAGCCACAGGCCGUUGUGCACGAGCCUACUCAAGAGCCCGAUGUGGCUGCCGUCGUCGAAGUGCCCGCACAACCAGUGGAAAAAGCCCAGCAGUCGCCCGAGCAGAGCCAACCGGAACCCGAGCCGGCACCGAAGGAGCCACCUACCGAAACCGUUUCGGGGGUUCCUGCCGGGGGGAAGAAGAACAAGAAGAAGAAGAAGGGCAAGGGCUCCAAGUCUCUAGACAAUGAGCUGCCUUCUGGCACGGCAACUCCGCCUGCAGAAGAGACGACGACUCCUGCUGAGCCUACUUCUGCUGAGCCUACUACACCUGUGGAAGAACAACCUGCCCCUACUGCUGCACCGGAGACCACCUCUGCCGAGGAGCCUCAGCAGGCGCCUGAGCCCACGCAAGCAUCCGAGACCGUCAAUGUAGACGAGAUUCCUGCUCAAAUUCCGGAAGAGAUCCCGCCUCGGCCUCAAGAGAGCCAGCCACAGCCCGAGUCAGUACAAGAAGAAGUGGCUGUAGCUGAGGAGGCGCAGGAUACCCCGGCCAAAGGCAAGAAGAGCAAGAAGAAGAAAAAGGGCAAGGGCGCAAAGGCUGCUGCCGAAUCCGAACCUGCCUCGCCGGCUGACACGACGCCAGCGCAAGAGACGCCCGCUGUUGUCGAAGAGCCCAGCGUUGCCGCUGGGGAGCCUGCUCCCGCUACCGAGGACUCGGCCACUGCCACUGUCGAAGAGCCCAGGGCUGCCGCCGAGGAAGCUGCUCCUGCUACGGACGAACCGGCCCCUGCUACGGACGAACCGGCCCCUGCUACGGAUGAACCGGCCCCUGCUACGGAUGAACCGGCCCCUGCUACGGAUGAACCGGCCCCUGCUACGGACGAACCGGCCCCUGUUAUUGAAGAAGCAGCCGUCGUCGUGGAGGAACAUACCCCGGUUACCGAAGAAUCUGGCCAGGGAGAUCAGCCGGCCGUUCCUUCGGAAACCGAGGCCGCGCCUGUUGUCGAGGCCACUCCGCCCGUACCCGAGCCCGUGAGGCAGGAAACGCGACCCGAGGAACCCCAGGAGGCACCAGCCAGUAAGAAGUCUAAAAAGAAAAAGAAGGGCAAGGGAUCUCAGGUCCUUGAACCCCAGCCUGAGCCUGAACCUGCCGCUUCUCCUGCGCCACUCGAGGAGCAGCCCGUUACCGUCGAGGAGUCUGCGCCCAUUGCUGAAGAAGCAACGGCUGCCAUUACCGAGUCAGCCGCCGGUGAACCCGAGGUCCCGAAUGUACCAAGCGCCCCUGUUCCUGAUGUGCCCAGCUCUCCCGUCCCUGAGGUGCCCGGCGAGCCUCCCCCUGAAGUUCCGAGCGAACCGGCACCUGAAGUUCCAAGCGAACCGACCCCUGAGCCGCCGAGUGAUCCGGUCACUGAGAGACCAGCCUCCGUUCCCGAACAAGCGCCCGAGGAGACUUCUGCUCUGCCGACCAAGAAGAGCAAGAAGGACAAGAAAAAGAAGAAGGGCAAAGGCCCGCAGACACCCGAACCCGAGCCCCAGGCUGAUACCACCUCCGCCGCUCCUUCAGAGGAACAGUCGCCUGUCGAGGAGGCUGCCCCGGCUGCCGAGGAACCCGUCCCUACCGCCGAAGAAUCAACUCCCGUGGCUGGAGAGUCUGCCGCCGUGCUCGAAACGUCUGCUCCGCUUGUGGAAGCCCCCCCUCCUAUCGUGGAAGAGCCGUCUUCCGCCGUUCAGGAACCUGAAGUGACGGUGCCCAUGUCCGCUGAAGAGGCUUCGCCAGUCACAGACGCGUCGCAGCAGCAGGAGUCCCAGCUCGCAGAGGGCACAGAGCCACAAACCAAGAAGUCCAAGAAGAAGAAGGGCAAGAAGGGAAAGGGCAAGGCUUCCGAACCCGAGGCUGAGCCUGUGAAUGAGCCUAAAUCCGAGCCAGCUGCUGAGAUCAACCCGCCAUCGUCCGAGGAGACCGUCAAUGUUGCGGAAGAUGCUGCCCCUGCACCUCCAUCCGAGGAGCGUGUCGUUCCUACGGAAGAGAAGACCGCCCCUGCGGAAGGACCUAGCGCCCCUGCCGCUGCUCCUGAGGAAGUGGUGCCGGUGAGCGAGACUACGCAGCCAGAGGCCAAGGCCGAAGACGAACCGGUCGUCGUCGGGGGAAAAAACAAGAAAACGAAAGCCAAGAUUGCGGCGCUCAUGUCUAUCUUCGAGCCUGGACCAGCAGCCAAGCCUGCUCCUACUGUGAAGCCGCGGCCUGCUCUGCGUGAUUCCCUUCCUUCCGAUAAGCCCGCUCCUGCCGAUGAGCCAGUUCCUGCUGAGCAGCUUCCCCCCGUUGUCGAAGAGCCUGUCACUGCCGAACAGCCUGCUCCCGUAGCCGAAGGAGUCAAGCCCGAUGUUCAGGAAUCUGUUGCUAUGGACACGCCAACUCCUGCACUGGAGGGAGUGCCCGCUGUCCACACCGACGAAUCGAGCGCGGCAAUCCAGGAGCAACCCGAAGCAGUACCGGAACCAACCUCUACUCCUGAGGAGCCCAAGCCCGAACCUGCUCAGCAAGAGGUGCCAGCCGAUCAGGAAACGCCCGCGCCGACCAAGAAAUCCAAGAAAGACAAGAAGAAGAAGGGCAAGGGCACAAAGGUCCCUGAAUCGGAACCUUCCGCUCCUCAGGCCCCAACCUUUGCGGAAGAGUCCACCCCUACCGAGCAACCGACGACCUCCCAGGAACCAGAAACCGAGGGUCCAGCUGAACCAUCGACUGAGCCGGUCGCUGCCGAGAAACCAGCCCCUCCUGUGGUUGAAGAGCCAGCACACGCAGUGGUUGAGGAGGUCAAGCCAGCCGAGCCUAGGUUGGCAGCCCAACCGGAGCCCGAACAGGCUCCGGAUGUACCUUCUAAGAAGUCCAAGAAGAAGAAGAAGGGCAAGGGAUCCAAGACUGUUGAACCCGAGACUUCUGGAGCAAGCACACCCGCCGUCGUUGAAGAGUCGGUUCCAGUUCCCGAGGAGCCGACGCCAGCAAAGCUCGAGGUUGAGACUCCGGCAGAGAAGCCUGCAGAGACUGCCGAACUCCUUCGUCCGGAGGCCACCGAGGCGGUUCCGUCACCCGACGCCGGCGAGACCAUCGCAGCUUCCGAGGCUGCUGAGCAAUCCACAUCCACGGCAACGGAUGAGCCUAGCUUUCCCUCCGAAACUUCUCGGGACCAACAAGAUGGAGGUCUCGACCUCCCCACUAAGCCCGUUGAAUCUGAGGCCGCCUCGGAGCCUGUCGCCCCCCCUCUCGAAGAACCAGUCGUUCCGGAGGAGCCGACGAUUCAAGAACCUGUUCCGGAGCCUGCGCCCAUCGAAGAGACGUCAUCCGAGCAGCCUGCCCCAGUGACCGUUGAAGAGGUUGCUCCGACUCCCGAAGUAAGCCAGGACGUGCAGCAUGAGCAAAGCUCUGAGUCCCAGACCAAGAAAAAGAAGGGGAAGAAGGGCAAGAAAGCUGCUGCCGAGCCCGAGACGGUUUCUCCUCCUGCGCCUUCCUCUGCUCCAGAGCCCUCUCCCAUCGCAGUCGAGGAGCCAGUCCCUGCACAGGAAUCACCACCUCUUGAGAGCCAGCAGCCGCCCGUCGAUGAGCCAACAGUUGAGACUUCUCCCACUGUCCCUGCCGAAGCGCCAGCUCCUGGAUCGUUGCAGAGCUCACAGCCUGAAGUGGUGUCUGAUAUCCCGGCCAAGAAAAAGAAGAAGAAGAAGGGAAAGACGGCCUCUCUUGAACCCGCGCCGGAGCCUGUUUCUGAUCCUGCACCGCCAGCCACCGAGGAGGUGGUCGCUGUCGCGGAGGAGCCACCCACCUCAACUGGCGAGGACGCGAAGCCAGCUCCCGAACCGUCGCAGCCUUUGGACGAGCCAACAAUUGAGCAGCCUACCUCCUCCGUCCCUGUCGAAGAACCUCACUCAACGCCGGAAGCUCCCCCCGAGUCCGCGGCUGGCGAAGAGCCCUCUCAACCUUCUAACGAGUCUGAGGCCCCAGCUUCGGAAGUUCCGGUCAGGGAACCACCAGCCAACGAGGAGCCCGUUGAGGACACAACUAGGGACGCGGUGAGAACUUCAGCGGAAGCGCAGACAGAGCAAGUGUCGGACCAGCCAAGCAAGAAGUCCAAGAAAAAGAAGAAGAAAGGUUCCAAGGCCUCUGACUCCGAACCCGCCUCCGGUACUCUCACCCCUGCACAAGAGCCCGAGGUACAAGAAGCGGCACCUGUUGUGGAGCAGCCAGCAAGCAUUCAGGAGACGGUUGGGACUAGCGAAGAGGUGCAGACCACCAGCGGCGAUAUUGAGCAAGGCCCCGCGCCCGCUGAAACCGAACCCGCCCAAGCCGCUGAGCCUACUACCCUUGCCGAGGAUCCGGCUCCCGUCGUGCCCGACGUCAACGAGGGGACAGAGUUUCAGAAGGCUGUCUCUGAUUCCCUCGAGGCCACUCAGCCAGAAACCCCUGCCAACGAGUCCUCUGCUGUUUCAGCUAAGCAGAGCAAGAAGGCCAAGAAGAAAAAGAAGGGCAAAGGCAAAGAUGCCGAGCCUGAGCCUGAAAAGCCCUCAGCCGAACAACUGAGCUCAAGCGUUCCUGAGCCUGAGACAACGGAACCGGCCAAUACACCGGCUGCAGACCACGAUGCCGGCGCUCCGGAACCCAUCCUUGUCGAGGAGGCCCAAGGAGCCCAGGAUCAGGACACAACCAGGGAUCUCCCGGAGAACAAGCAACCAGAAGGUCAGCCAGAGGUUCAGAAAGAGGUCCAACCGGAGGUCCAGUCAGAGGUUCAGCCAGAGGUACAACUGGAAGCUCAACCAGAGGUUCAGCCAGAGGCUCAGCCAGAGGUACAACCGGAGGUUCAGUCAGAGGUUCAGCCAGAGGUGCAACCAGAGGUACAACUGGAAGCUCAGCCAGAGGUUCAGCCAGAGGCUCAGCCAGAGGUACAACCGGAGGUUCAGUCAGAGGUUCAGCCAGAGGCUCAGCCAGAGGUACAACCGGAGGUUCAGUCAGAGGUUCAGCCAGAGGUGCAACCAGAAGUGCAACCUGGGGAGGCCCACGAAACCGUCUCGUCGGAAGCACAGCCGCAAGUAGCUCAAGGGGAGCCCAUCACAAAGAGCAAGAAAGACAAGAAAAAGAAGAAGGGCAAGAACAAGAUUGCCGAGCCCCAGCCUGAACUGGAGCCCACAAAUCCCAGUGUCCCCGAAGAGCCCACUCCGGAGCCGACGGAUGAUGCAAUACCUCUGGAACCCGCUGUUGCUCGUGAGGAACUUCCACCAGCCGACGCGCCGGAGACACCCCAGGAAGUACCCAGUGGUAUUCCGCUCGAAUCGCAGCCUGAAGAAGCCACAGAAACUGCUCAACCCGACAUGCAGCCUGCAGAAGUAAAUGAACCUGCUCAGGCGGAUACGCAGCCCGAAGAGGCGCAAGUGAGCCCAGCUAAAAAGAGCAAGAAGGACAAGAAGAAGAAAGGCAAGAACAAGACGGCCGCGACGGAGCCUGAACCUCAACCUGAGUCCGAACCUCUCAGCAGCCCGCCUCCCGAUGCACUGGACUCUCCUGAUCCCAACGCGCCGGCCUCUGUUUCUGUGGAAGAUACUACUAGCGCUCAGGUUGAAGAGCAUAUUGAAGAGCCGGCCCCAGAUGUCUCGGGCUCUCUCGAGCAACGGGCUCCUCAGGAAAUGCCACAAGAUGCCGCCGAAGAUGCGCCGGUUGCGCCGACAAAGAAGAGCAAAAAGGACAAGAAAAAGAAGAAGGGCAAAGGUCCUGAGUCCACCCAGCCUGAGCCUGAGAUGGAACUUGCGGUUGAACCAACACCUGAGACGUUGGCCGAACCCCUGCCGGAGCCCGCUCCCGAGACCGCUCCCGAGCCCGCAUCCGAGUCGACCGUCAUUCCCGAGGCAGAGGCUCCUCUUCCUACGACCGUCGAGGAUCCGACCGUUGCGGCCGACAAAGAUGCCGCCCCUAGUGCUCAAGAACCGCUUCAACAGCCCAUAGCUGAGGCGUCUCAUGUUCCGCAGCAACAACAGCCGGAGCAGAUCCCCGAAGAGGAGUCCCAGGACCUCCUGGCAGCGCCUGCAAAGAAGAAGGGGAAGAAGGACAAGAAGAAGAACAAGGCUGCGGCCCUGGUGUCCAUGCCUGAGUUCGAGACGACUUCUCAACCUUCCACUGACUCGUCUCGAGAUGUCGUUCGAGAUGUCGUUCCGAGCCCCGAGCCCGCCCCCGAGCCCGAGCCCACCUCCGCCCCUGAACCCGCCGUCGCGGAGCCGGCCGAGUCCCAGAUUCCAGUCGCCGUCGAGUCCGAGGAGGUGCCUGCCAGCGAGGCCCAGCAACCCGCGCAAGAGUCUAGUUCAGGGGUUGCGGAUGCUCAAUCAAAGGAGCUCGAUACCGCGGUGGAGCAACAGCCGCAGCCUGAGGAAGCACAGGACGCACCGAUCAAGAAAGGCAAAAAGGGGAAGAAGGGCAAGAAGAACAAGGCUGCUGAACGCGAACCUAUCCCUGAGCCUGCUCCUGAGCUCGCUGCUGAGCCUACUCCUGAACCUGCUGCGGAGCUUGUUGCUGAGGCUACUCCUGAGACAGCUGCCGAGUCGGCUCCUGAGCCUGCUACCGAGCCCGCUGCAGAGCCUACUCCUGAGCCUGCCACCGAAACUGCUGCUGAGCCCGCUCCUGAGCCUGCUGCAGAGUCUGCUCCCGAACUCGCUACCGAGCCUGCUGCCGAGCCCACUGUUGAUGCUACCUCCGAGCCCACGUCGCAACACGAACCGGCUGCUGAACCUCCUCUUCCUGAUUCCGCAGUUGAGCCAGAACAAGCGGGCACCGAGUCACAAGAGCUUGCGGUCUCUGUUCCCGCCGUGCAGGAGGAAGCUACCCAAGAACAAACCGGAGAGGCUAUCACCGAGCCUAGUGGUGUCCAACCGCAAGAUCUCGGCGCCACGCCUGCGGAGCAACCAGAGGAGGCAUUGGGCGUGUCUGUCAAGAAGGGGAAGAAGAAAAAGAAGAGCAAGAACAAGACCGCUUCUCCCGAGUCGGAGCCUGACACGGCGCCUAUGUCUGGGCCCGUAUCGGCAUCCGCCUCCGAAUUCGUCCCAGACGCUAGCCCGACUGGUGAUGUUCAGGAACAUAUCAAGCCAGAGACCGACGCAUCACUCGCCGCUGUCGCUCCUGAUCAGGAACCAACCUCGCAUGAGGUCAGUCAAGAGCCAACCCCGGAGGGCACGGGUACUCAUUCAGGGGAGGCUGACUCGUCAUCUGUGCCACAGCAACAGGCGGAGGAGACCCAGGAUGCUCCUGUCAAAAAGGGCAAGAAGGACAAGAAGAAGAAGAGCAAGAACAAGGUUGCUGUUCCGGAAUCCGAACUGGAGGCCGUGGCCGCUCCCGCUCCCGCUCUCGAAUCUACGCCUGAGGUGAUGGCCGAGUCCGAACCUAAGGGCACCCCGGACCAGCCCAUCUCUGGGGAAGAUGCUCCGAAUCCAUCCGUCUCGGUGGAAGAAAACAUCAGCGCCGAUGGUCCAGCUCAGGAAACAACUACGGAGAUCUUGGAUGCUCAAACAAGAGAUCUUGGUAGCGCAGCAGAGCCGCAGCCGCAGCCCGAGGAGACGGCGAGCGUCCCGGCCAAGAAGAGCAAGAAAGACAAGAAGAAGAAGGGCGGCAAAGGCAAGGCUACUGCGCCCGAGCCAGAACCCGCAGCCGAGGCAUCCCCAAUCGUGGAGGCACCAGCAACCGAGACCUCUGCCCCCGUUGUUCCGGAGCCCGAGACCCUGACACUUAGGGGAGUUACCGACGAGCCUGCCGUUGAGGCUGCGACUGAGGCUGCGCCCAUGCCAGAACCUGAGUCUACCACUGAGCCGGUUGUCGAGGUCAUUACGGAGCCUGGCACAGAUACCGUCGUAGAAGUCGCAGCUCCCGCUUCCGAGGUUGUAAUUGAGGUCCCUACUCCAACAGAGCCUGCUCCCGAAACCGUAGCAGAGGCCGCCCCGGAAUCUAGCUCAGAACCCGUCGUGGAAUCUGUUGCCGGACCUCCUGCUGGACCCGUUCCUGAGCCCAUCACCGAACCCGCCACAGAGCCUGUCACCGAGCCCAUCGCUGAGGCCGGUCAAGAGGCACAAGUAGAACCCGAGGUGGCGCCUGCAAAAAAGGCCAAGAAAGACAAUAAACGCAAGGGUAGCAAGCAGCUUCUUUCCGAGCCUGCUCCCGAGGCCGAAGCACUCAGCACAUGCCAAGACGAGAUCGUUGAAGCGCCCACCGAAGAGGUCGAGGCCGUCCAAGAAACAUGUAUUCCGGAUGCUCCAACCGAGGAAGCCAUCCAGGGGGAAAGCAAGGCCGACGACAACCUCUCGACCGAGUCCGCCAAGAAGUCAAAGAAGGGCAAGAAGAAGGGUAAGCAAGCAGGUCUAGAGCCGGAGACCGAAGUUCCGGCAGCAGAAGCCGAGCCGGUCCUCGACGUUCACGAACCACGGGAUGUCUCUCUCGACGACGAGGAAGCCGUCUACGGCGGACCGAGCCGUGAGGACGGGGAGACUUCACCCAUCAAGGAGACCGAACUUGGGGACGUCGAACCCGGCGAGGCCUCUUCCGUGUUGCCCGGCAAGAAGCCAAAGAAGAAGAAGAAGAAGGGCAAGAAGGCGCUCGAGCCUCUGAUGGGUUCCGAGGAUGUUGCGGGGACGGCAGCCGAGGAGGCCUCCACUGCCCCGGGACCACUGCAAGACGAGGCGGCCCCCCUGGCUCAAGAGGCACCUGCGCAGGUUGACGAGGCUCGUGGCCCCGAAACUGUGCAGACCGAGGAAACGCCUGAGACGUCUGUGCAAGUUCGGAAGGGCCCUGCUCCUGAAGGUGUGCAAACUGAGGAGGCGCCUGUGGAGGAGGUUGAGGCGACGCCUGCGCAGGUGGAGAGCGACCCUGUUCCUGAAACUGUGCAAGUUGAGGAGACGCCUGUGCAGGUUGAGAAGGCCCCUAUACCCGAGGCUGUCCAGGUCGAGGAGGCUCCCGGUCCUCAGGAAGAAGGUCAACAAAUCAAGGAGAUCCCUCCUUCGUCGGAGUCUGUCCAAGUGGACGACGAGUCCGCUCCUAUGCCCGAGCCCGUCCAGACUGAGGAACCAACAGCUCGUGAGUUGGUGGUGGAAGAGUCCACUCCUGGUGCUGCCGAUGGCGCUGCAGCAGCAGAGGCAGCGAAGGAGGAGGAAGUGGUCGAGUUCACUGGCAAGAAAUCCGAGAAAGACAAGAAGAAGAAGAAGAAGGGCAAGAAGACGGAUUCGGCCAUUACGUCUGGCUCAGAGACUCCGCAAAGUCAGGAGGAACCGUCCAUUGCGGAUGUCGGUCCGGCAGCAGCGCUUGGCACAGCCAUUACUGCGGGUGUUGCUCUCGCUGGAGAUGAGGCACCGACGCCAAAGGAGGCCGCCGAAGAUGACUCUGGGCUUGUCGGAAGGGAGAGCAGGAAGGACGAGAAGGAGGAGGAGGAGGAGGAGGAAGAGGAGGGCGGGAGCCCCGUCGCAACGACUGGGGACGAAGCUACGCCUGAGGCGAGCUGGAGCAAACAACAGGUUCAGACCGAAACAGAGAAGCAGGCAGAGGUCGCUGAAGGCGGGCCUACUGCAACUAUCGAGGAGACGGGCGCAGACAUGCCGGUCGACAAGAUGCCAAGCAGCCGACGGCAAACCCCAGGCGUCGAGAAGGUCGAGAUGCAACCUGCAGUGUCGAGAGCCGGACGGUCACCGAGUCUUGGCCCGGCAACCAUCGGCCUGGGCCUCAUCACCAACCCACCGGAGCCGUACCCCGAGGACGGGCCAUCGCCGAAGCUCCUCAGCGGGGUUCAUCAGGCUCCCUUCUCGCUCGACGCACAACUGGAAGCGGCGCAACAAGCGGACAGGGAGACGGGACCAUCACGAGAGGGCCGCCGCAUGACCCAUGAACCGCCGUUCGAGUACGAUACGAAGCGGAAGAAGGUCAAGACAGAGGAGCUGGAGGCUACGGAGAUCUCGGAGCCGGUCAUCUCGGCUCGCGAGGUGGAGGCCUGUCUCGGGGAAGACAAGGGUUCGGGAGAGGAGGUCAAGAGGGACGUGGUGGUGGUGGAGGAGGUGGAGGACGAGGGUGGCGUCAGUGCGUUGCCGCCCGGCGCGCCGCUUCCUGAGGGUGGUGCUCCAUUGCGCCCUGCGGAGAAGUAUGGAGACGAGCAGGAGAGACAGGAAGGGGAGCAGGGCAGCACGGGAGUGGUUGUUACGGAACAGGAGAAGCAAGCAGGAGAGGAGGUCUUGGGUGUUGAGCACGCUACGAUGGAAGUGGACCAGCGGGAGCAAAAGGAGAUGGGGGUGGAACAAGAAGAGCACGGAGAGCCAGCAGAGCCUAAGGCUGAGAGGAGCACCGAGGAGCGGGCAGACGACGAGGAAGCGAGCAUGGUCGUCGAGUCUCUCAGCGGCCCGGGCCUGGGUCGUAUGGAUUCCGAAACGAUCCCGAGGUCACUCCGAGAGCCAUCAGCCGCGGGGGAGCUGUACGAGGAGGAGGAGAAGAAGAAGGGGAAGGAGAGGCGGGAACGAACGGCAUCACCAGAGCCGACGAUGCAGCGAGCUUUCUCGUUCCCGGACGACAUUGCGGACGAAGAGGUAUUCAGGACCAGAAAGAUGGAGGAGGAGGAGGCGGAGGACAAGAAAGUGGACGAGGCGGAGGCGGCGGCGGCAGCAGCAGACGAGCCGGUCCGGCUCCCGCCGCCGUCGAGCUUCGCCGAGUUCAUGCGGUCGCAGACUAGCCUGCCGCCGGUGCAAGAGGAGCUCUCAGACAGCGAGCCGAGGGAGAGGGAGACGGAGCAGGAGCAACAACAAGGAGAGCGGACAAAGGCAAGGGCGACGACCUGGCAACACAAGCGAGGCAGUCUCGAGGUUCCGGAUGCGCCCGAGCCCCAGCGGGACAGCGGGUUCUCGUCUGGGUCCGGGCACCUCUCGCAGCCGCUGGGAGGCGGCCACGAAGCUCUACGGGACAGCGGUGUGCAGGGGCGGUCAGCGUCGCCGAGAAAUUCCGGGGAGCGAGAGAUUGGAGACUGGGACGGAGAGACAAGAGAAGUAGGACGAAGAAUUGCCGGGGGGUCAUCGUCGUCACCGUCACCGUCACCGCCGACACCGCCGCCGACGACGACACUGCCGACGACGACGAUGACAACAAUGACGACGACGACGACAAUGACGACGAUGAGCGGGCAGCGCGGCAGUGGACAGCGCGGCAGUGGACAGCGUGGUGGCCAGCGCGGGUUUGGCGCCGUCGUCGGGCCCGAUACACCUACACCGCGCCUGCACGAGCCCUCACCGCCGCCGCAGACUCCCGAGCCAGAAAAAUUGCUGGUCAGCAAAAAGCGGGCCUCGGUGGCGAGCCUGCGCAGCAGCCCGACCGACCACAACACAGGCCAAUCGCCGCGGCCCGCCGACCCCGCCGCCCGCCGGGUGCCGUCCAAUACCAGCGUGGCCCGCCUGCGCACCCCAGAGCUGCCUGCGUCGCGGCCUGACAGUCCAGGCAGCGCCAUUGGCCUUGCCAGCCGCCGCGGAACCACCCCACCGCUGCAGCUCCGCCGAAUGGACAAGCGUGCCAGCGGCGACCUGCGCGCCGUGUCGCUCAGCCAGAGCCAGAGCCAGAGCCAGAGCCAGAGCCAGAGCCAGAGCCAGAGCCAGCGAGACUCGCGGGUCUGGGUCUUGGCGGCGGCCGACCAGCACCAGCAGCAGCAGCUUCAAUCCUCGCCGCUGCCCACCACCACCGCAGCAUCAGCAGCCGCAGCAGCAGCAGCCGCUUCUUCAACCACCUCUGCCUCUCGAGCUGCUGCGUACAGCACGACGCCCGUCGCUAAUGAGGGCCGUGUCCGCGCCAAGGACAUGACCGAUGUCUACGAUGGCUACGGCGAGGGCCGCAUCGGCUCGCCGCGCUCCCCGACCCGCCCGCACAGCAUGCGGCGCCGCCAGAGCAUGCAGGUGCUCGAGCUCGAGGCCCGCGUCGAGCAGCUGCUAGCCGAGAACCGCAUGCUCGCCGAGGCCCGCGCCCAGGCCGAGUCGUCGCACUCGCACCGCACCGCCACCGCCCUGGCCGAGCGCGAGGCCGAGAUCGAGUCGCUCAAGCGCAUGCUCAAGGAGGCCAACGAGGUCAUCGACCGCCUCAAGCAGACAAACGAGGGCCUGCGCAGCUCCACCUCGGCCAUCGCCGUCAAGCAUCGGGAGGACCUCCGCCGCGCCGAGGCCGACCACGCCCAGACCGCCCGCGAGCUCGACUCGGCCCGCGCCUCGGCCGCCCAGCUCGCCCGCGCCGCGCAGGAAAAGGACGCCGAGAUCGCCCGUCUGCGCGCCCAGCUCGACGCCUCGACCGCCCAGAUCCGCGAGCUCCAGCAGCAGAUCCUCGACCAGGCCCGCCCCGUGGACGACCCGGACUUCCUCGACCCCCACGACAUCGACUACUUCGACCACCGCUGCCAGCAGCUCUUCGCCCACGUCCAGCAGUGGGUCCUGCGCUUCUCCAAGUUCAGCGACAUGCGCGCCUGCCGCCUCACCUCGGAGCUCAGCGACGAGAAGCUCAUCGACCGCCUCGACAACGCCGUCCUCGACGGCUCCAACGUCGACACCUACCUCGCCGACCGCGUCCGCCGCCGCGACAUCUUCAUGAGCGUCACCAUGGCCAUGAUCUGGGAGUUCGUCUUCACCCGCUACCUCUUCGGCAUGGACCGCGAGCAGCGCCAGAAGCUCAAGCACCUCGAGAGGCAGCUCGUCGACGUCGGGCCCCCGCACGCCGUCCGCCAGUGGCGCGCCGUCACCCUCACCCUGCUCUCCCGCCGCCCCUCCUUCAAGAAGCAGCGGGACCAGGACACCGAGGCGGUCGUCCAGGCCAUCCUCGACACCCUCUCCAAGGUCCUGCCCCCGCCCUCCAACCUCGAGGACCAGAUCCAGUCCCAGCUCCGCCGCGUCGUCCGCGAGGCCGUCGGCCUGGCCAUCGAGAUGCGCUGCCAGCGCGCCGAGUACAUGAUGCUGCCCCCGCUCCAGCCCGAGUACGACGACACGGGCGAGCUCACCGAGACCCUCUCCUUCAACGCCGCCCUCAUGAACGAGGCCUCGGGCACCCCCGGCCAGACCAACGAGGAGCUCGAGGCCGCCAACGCCACCGUCCGCAUCGUCCUCUUCCCCCUCGUCCUGCGCAAGGGCGACGACCUCGGCAAGGGAGAGGACGAGAUCGUCGUCACCCCGGCCCAGGUCCUCGUCGCCACCUCCCACACCAGCAGGAGGGGGUCCCCCGCCUCCUCCGCCGCCGCCGGCAAGGGCGUCGGCCGCAUGCUGACCCCCGUCUCGGACGCCGGCGGCGCCAGCCUCGAGGCCAGGAGCCUUGCCGGCGACAAGAGCCCCAAGGGCAGCGUCAAGGGCGGCGCCGGCCUCCACAGCGACCUCAGCAUGGAAGGCGGCCCCGGCGGUUAUCUCUGAAAGAAAGUUUUCAACACCUGCGGUUUCUUACUGUCUGACAGUUCAAACCACCAUCACCAUCACGAGUGUGCGUAUGUAUGAAGAAGAUGAUGAUGAAAAAAAGAAGAAGAAAAAGAAAAAGAACUAGGAAUGGGUCGAAACCUCGAUGAGACACGA